CCAAUUAGAUCCCAAUUGCAAAAAAACAAAAAAAAAAUGAAAAAUGUUUUGUUUCUCAGAGUUUGAGGUGGUAAUAUAUGGAGGAGUGUGAUAGUCAAAUAUAGAGAGAGAGAAAGAGAGAGAGAGAGGGGCAGAAUGGGGAUGGAGAGUGCAAUUCCAUUUUUAGCCAUGGUGGUGACGAAGCUAGCACAGGUGGGACUAAUGGUUGCAGCUGAAGCAGCCAUGGCUACUGGGAUGACUGCUUUCACCUUCAUCACUUACUCAAAUCUUCUUGCUUGCCUCAUUCUUAUUCCAUCUUCUCUUUUAAUGAACAGAUCGUCACAUCCCCCGCUAUUGCCUACAUUCGUGUGUGGGUUUUUCUUGCUUGGCCUAAUUGGAUUUUUUAUACAAUCAAUUGGAUAUAUGGGGCUGCAGUACUCCUCUCCAUUGCUGGCUUCAUCCCUGCUCAAUCUCAGUCCUGGUUUCACCUUCAUUCUAGCCAUCAUUCUCAGGAUGGAAAAUUUCAAAUGUGGAAGUUUUACCACACUGGCUAAGUUAGUGGGGACUGUGGUCUCAAUAAUUGGUGCUCUUAUUGCAACUCUUUAUAAAGGACCGCCAAUUGUGACAGCCCCCUUUCAGUCAUCAACCUUAAUUCUUAAUAAUGUUCUCAACCAAUCUUCUACUUGGGUACUAGGAGGCUUUCUUAUGACAAUUGAUACUAUGAUAGCUUCUAUAUUCAUCAUCGCGCAGGCAUUUGUGUUGAAGAAAUACCCUGCAGAGUUGAUUCUAAUGUUGUUUUAUAGUUGUUGUGUGGCCAUUUUAUGCGCUGCGGUCGCUUUGAUUAUAGAAAGGGACCUUAGCGCUUGGAGCUUAAGCAAUCGGACGAGACUCUUUGCUAUUUUGUACUCGGGUUUUUUUGGCAAUGUUUUCCAAGUGACUAUAUGCUCUUGGUGUGUAAGGAGGAAAGGACCUGUUUUUGUUGGCAUGUUUGAGCCCCUGGGUGUUGUGAUCUCCAUGGUUAUUGGUGUGCUCUUCUUGGGGGAAACUUUCUAUUUAGGAAGUUUGGUGGGAUCAAUAAUUGUGGUUGUGGGGUUUUACUUUGUGAUUUGGGGGAAAGCCAGAGAUGGAAAGAUGAUUGAGAGAAAUGGAGUUGAUAAUGGGUCUGAGUCAGCCACCAAAAAUAUUCCACUCUUGCAAGAUAAUGAUGAUGAUGUUGAGAAUAAUAGAGAAACCACCUCAGUUCAAUCAUUGUAGAAGAUGGUACCUGCAAAUUUAAUUUGUAAAAACAAUUCAAUUAAAUCUUAGAAUGCGCUAAACACCUUGUGUUUAGAUGGUAUGUAGUGACUUCUCUCAUGUAGAAAAUCAUGAGAUUAAGCAUCAGUGGAGGUAUUGUUGACUUUGUGUGCUUCAUUUGGUUUGAAAAAGUAUGUUUGAAUAGAUACUACAAUUUAAUAGACUUAGUAACAAUGAUUCUAACUA
Messenger RNA from Ipomoea nil (Japanese morning glory), 1458 nucleotides. RefSeq names its product WAT1-related protein At5g40230-like. Gene Ontology annotation, cellular component: plasma membrane. The record is from RefSeq and is a predicted model, not a curated record. The coding region runs from base 136 to 1233 and encodes 365 amino acids. The transcript has 7 exons. Gene Ontology annotation, molecular function: transmembrane transporter activity. NCBI's taxonomy places the organism in Eukaryota, Viridiplantae, Streptophyta, Magnoliopsida, Solanales, Convolvulaceae.